AUGCAACUGCAUACAACCCCCCGCCGCUUCCAACAGCCUCCGGGUGGCGGCGGAUUUCCUGGAAUGCGCAUGAACAUGAACCAGGAAGGACCCAAGCCUGGUGAGACGCUCGCACAGUACUCCCAGGACCUGACCAAGCUUGCGCAAGAAGGCAAGCUCGACCCCGUCAUUGGCCGUGACAGCGAGAUCCGUCGCACGAUCCAAGUGCUCUCGCGCCGCACCAAGUCGAACCCCGUGCUGGUGGGUCCGGCUGGUGUCGGCAAGACGGCCGUGAUGGAAGGCCUCGCGCAGCGUAUCGUGAACAAAGAGGUGCCCGAGUCGCUGCAAGACAAGCGCGUGUGUGCGCUCGACCUGGGUGCUCUGCUUGCCGGUGCUUCGUUCCGUGGCGCAUUCGAGGAGCGUUUCCGUGCGCUCCUGAGCGACAUUGAAUCCGAGCACGGCAAGGUCAUUGUGUUUAUUGACGAGCUGCACAUGCUCCUGAACCUCGGCAAGGCCGAAGGCUCGAUCGACGCCGCGAAUAUGAUGAAGCCGUUGCUUGCACGUGGCACGCUGCAGUGUGCCGGUGCGACGACCUACGACGAGUACCGCCGCUACAUUGAAAAGGAUGCGGCGCUCGCCCGUCGUUUCCAGGCCGUGUCGGUGCUGGAGCCGUCGCCGGAAUCCGCGAUUGCCAUUCUGCGUGGCCUGCGCUCGCGCUACGAAGUGCACCACGGUGUUGGCGUGAGUGACGGCGCGCUUGUUACUGCGGCGAACUAUGCGUCGCGCUACCUGACCGAGCGCAAACUGCCCGACUCGGCGAUCGACCUGCUGGACGAGGCAAUGUCUACUCUGCGUCUGCAGCAAGAAAGCAAGCCCGAAGCGAUCGAGACACUCGACCGUGACAUUGUCACGCUCCAGAUCGAGCUCGAGUCGUUGCGGCACGAGUCGGACCCCCUCUCGAAGGAGCGCAAGGCUGUUGUCGAGAAGGAGCUGAACGAAAAGCGACAAGAGAGCGCUGCGCUCACCUCCUCGUGGAUGGAGGAGCGCGAGCGUCUCGACAAGAUGAAGCGCACCAAGGAGGAGCUGGAGGAAGCGCGUAUUCAGCUCGAGCAGGCGACGCGUGAAGGCGACUUCCAGCGCGUGGCCGAGCUGCAGUACGGCCGUAUCCCCGAGCUCACCAAGCAGCUCCCCAAGGAAAACGAGAUGUUGAACGGCGACGGGAGCCAGGCCAAGUCGCCGAUGCUCCACGACCGUGUGACGAGCGACGACAUUGCUGCUGUGGUGGCCAAGAUGACGGGUGUGCCCGUGCGCAACCUGCUGCGCGGCGAGCGCGAGCGCCUGAUGGGCAUCGAGGACUCGCUGCGUCACCGCAUCGUUGGCCAGGACGAGGCGCUGACGUCGAUUGGCGAGGCGGUGCGCCUGAGCCGUGCCGGCCUCAACUCGUCGAAGCGUCCUCUUGCUUCGUUCAUGUUCCUUGGUGGCACGGGUGUCGGCAAGACGGAGGCCGCCAAGGGCCUUGCGCACUUCCUCUUUGACACGGAAAAGAUGGUGCAGAUCAACUGCUCCGAGCUGAGUGAAGCGCACUCGGUGUCGAAGCUGAUCGGCGCGCCGCCCGGCUAUGUCGGCCACGACGACGGCGGCCAGCUGACGGAGCAGGUGCGCCGCCACCCCUACUCUGUGGUGCUCUUUGACGAGAUCGAGAAGGCGAACCGGAGCAUCCACACGCUCCUCCUCCAGAUCCUCGACGAGGGCCGCCUGCAAGACUCGCAAGGCCGCCUGGUGGAUUUCCGCCAAACGAUCAUUAUUCUCACGUCGAAUGUCGGCGCAGAGGUGCUGUAUACCCCAGGUUCCACCGACGCGACCGGCCAUGUACGCCCCGAGGCGAUGGAGAAGAUCAUCAAGGAAGUCCAGCACGUCUUCCCUCCCGAGCUGCUCAACCGUCUCGACGAGCAGGUCGUCUUCAACAACCUUGCCCCCGAGACGCUCAAGGGUAUCGUCAAGAUCCGUCUAGGCGAGGUUGCGCAGCGCCUGCACGACAAGCGCAUCAAGCUAAGUGUCGACGAGGCCGCGGAGCACUGGCUCGCGGAGCACGGCUACGACCCUGCGUAUGGCGCACGCCCACUGAACCGCCUGAUCCAAAAGCGGCUGCUGAACCCGCUGGCGGCCGACAUGAUCCAAGGCAAGAUCAAUGACGGCGACCAGGUCGAGGUCCGCGUGAACGACGACAAGUCUGGCCUGUCGCUGCACUCCAUUCCUCCUCCGAUCACGGUGGAGAACAAAGGGGAAGAGAAGGUCGAGUAG
Molecule: messenger RNA, 2280 nt
Organism: Malassezia japonica
Lineage: Eukaryota; Fungi; Basidiomycota; Malasseziomycetes; Malasseziales; Malasseziaceae
Exons: 1
Coding region: 1-2280 (759 amino acids)
Biological process (GO): protein refolding; cellular response to heat; protein unfolding
Cellular component (GO): mitochondrial matrix; cytoplasm
Molecular function (GO): ATP hydrolysis activity; ATP binding
Source: RefSeq, a predicted model, not a curated record